Molecule: messenger RNA, 1608 nt
Organism: Panthera uncia (snow leopard)
Lineage: Eukaryota; Metazoa; Chordata; Mammalia; Carnivora; Felidae
Gene: AS3MT
Product: arsenite methyltransferase
Exons: 10
Coding region: 102-1493 (463 amino acids)
Biological process (GO): toxin metabolic process; arsonoacetate metabolic process
Cellular component (GO): cytosol
Molecular function (GO): arsenite methyltransferase activity
Source: RefSeq, a predicted model, not a curated record
CAGGAGCCUUGGGCCCGGGGAGCUAGUUGCGGGAACGCAAGUCCCGGAGUCCAGAAGCCGAGGAGACAUGGCCGCCCCUCGAGACGCUGAGAUCCGGAAGGAUGUGCAGGUGCCAGCAAGCAGGACCUGUAAUGGCCAAGAAGGAGCCUCGGCUGAGUGGGAGCGCUAGGCCUUUGGAAGCCCAGCCCGGCCUGUGCCCUUGCCGCGCCCCCCCCCCCCAACCCCAGGAUCAGGGAGGGGCGAGGGGAGGGUGCAGGGCAGAGUCUGAGCUUAGAGCUUUGCAGGGAGCAAGCCUAGCCAGGCCUGAAUGUGUGGAGAUGGGGGUGGUGGGCAUGGGAGCCGUUACCCUGCGCUCUCCAGCGCCGGCUCUUCUCUCUCCUCACCCCCACCCGCCCUUGCCCCCUGGUCAGACCUACUAUGGGCAGGUGCUGAAGAAAUCAGCGGACCUCCAGACCAAUGCCUGUGUCACGGCAGCCAGGCCGGUCCCCAAGCACAUCCGGGAAGCCUUGAAUAAUGUACAUGACGAAGUAGCCCUGAGGUAUUAUGGCUGUGGUCUGGUCAUCCCCGAGCAUCUGGAAAACUGCUGGAUUUUGGACCUGGGCAGUGGAAGUGGCCGAGAUUGCUAUGCGCUUAGUCAGCUGGUUGGUGAGAUGGGACAUGUCACUGGAAUAGACAUGACAGAGAGUCAGGUAGAAGUGGCUAAAAAGUAUAUUGAAUAUCACAUGGAAAAAUAUGGCUUCCAGACCCCCAACGUGACUUUUCAUCGUGGCUACAUAGAGAAGUUGGAGGAGACUGGAAUCAAGAAUGAGAGUUAUGAUAUUGUUAUAUCAAAUUGUGUCAUUAACCUUGUGCCUGAUAAGCAGCAAGUGCUACAGGAGGUUCACCGAGUGCUGAAGCAUGGAGGGGAGCUGUAUUUCAGUGACGUCUAUGCUAGCCUUGAAUUGCCAGAAGAAAUCAGGACACGCCGAGUUUUGUGGGGUGAGUGCCUGGGUGGUGCUUUGUACUGGAAGGACCUUGCCAUCCUUGCCCAGAAAAUUGGUUUCUGCCGCCCACGUUUGGUCAGUGCCAACCUCAUUACAGUUCAAAACAAGGAACUAGAAAGAGUGAUCGGUGACUGUCGUUUUGUUUCUGCAACAUUUCGCCUCUUCAAACUCCGUAAGACAGGACCAGCCGAAAGAUGCCAAGUUAUUUACAAUGGAGGAAUCACAGGACACGAAAAAGAACUAAUAUUUGAUGCAAAUUUCACAUUUAAGGAGGGUGAAAUUGUUGAAGUGGAUGAAGAAACAGCAGCUAUCCUGAAGAAUUCACGAUUUGCCCAAGAUUUUCUGAUCAGACCAAUUGGAGAGAAGCUGUCAACAUGUAGAGGGUGUUCUGCAUUAGAAUCAAAGGAUAUAAUCACAGAUCCAUUCAAGCUUGCAGAAGAGUCUGACUGUACGAAGUCCAGAUGUCCCCCUGAUGUUGCUGGAAGUUGCUGUGGCGCAAUUUACAGCUGACCAGAAGAUGAGGGCAGGAGGCUAAGGAAUGAGUUACAUAUGUCUUUUAAUCUCCUCUUUUCCAUAGCACAGACCACAAGAAAGAAUAAAUGGCAAAAAGCCACUAUAUUCUAGA